GGGGAGCUAACGCUGUAGCAACAGAUAGGCUGUCGCUGGCAACUGCACACGCGCUAGUGUUUAGCAGCAGGGUGCGCAAGGGGCAGGGGCUUCACCCGCAUUAAGGUGCACCAGUCAGGUGGCUGGUUGAAGGCAUCAUCACCUCCAGCAAAGGGACAUCGCCAGCGAGAUUUCAUACCAGUCUGACUGCAGUUAGCCCAUUAUUCUGCAUAGGUUUACCUGGUUAAGUAGCAGCUCAGAAAAAGUGCUAACCUCAACAGGUGGUGGUAGAAGCAUACCUGUUUUAGUGGCUGGAAGCAUUCUUAGCUUUUUGUCUGGACAGUUUACUCCAUUUACAGAAGUGCUGGAGGCUCAUGACCAUGUCAACACUGCUGGAAAUAAAGACUAGUGUGCUACGGCAGGUACAGAACCGACAGUCCUUUCGCAGGAGGGCAGAAGCAGCUCCCAGCAUCUCCACUCAGGACUCCAUCAGAGCGACAGGUGCUUCGAGGGAAGAUUCACAAAAUGGCGACUUCUUUGAAAGAAUGAAAAACAUUCUUCAAAAACAUGAAUAUGUGCAGCGCUCUGGGAGACUAGAAAGUCUUGUGGGAAGCACAGCUCCAGCUCCUCCUGAGUCCAUUGGACAAGCUAAAGCUGUGGAGAAAGUAAAGUUAACAAGGAGAGAGCUAGACAUGCUGUAUGAGGAAGUUCUUUACACCGUGGUUCAUCAGACAGGCGUGGCAUCUUGUGAACAAGUCAUCAGUGAAGAUGAACUCUUCAGCUACCUACAAAAGGUAUUUGGAGUAAGUGGAAAUGAACAUGAAGCCAUUCUUCAAAAAGUCAAGGAGGCAAAGGUUCCAGGUCGUGUCUUGAAGGUGACAGUGGUACAGGCAAGAAAUCUCCUUGCUAAAGAUGCCAAUGGCUAUAGUGAUCCUUACUGCAUGCUUGGAAUUAUGAUAGGACAAAGUCCCCGAGAUACAGAAGAAAAGAAGGAAAGAAAAUUCAGUUUCCGCAAGAAAAAAGACAAAAUAGAAAAAAGAUCCAGUAUAAGGGAAGUAAUUCCUGCCAAGUACAUCCAAGUGACAGAGGUCAAGAACCAGACCCUGAAUCCUGUGUGGAAUGAACAGUUUCAGUUUGAAAUCGAUGAUAUCUACAGCGAUCAGUUCCAUCUCGACAUAUGGGACCAUGAUGAUGAUGUUUCUGUGGCGGAGGCUUGCAAAAAACUAAAUGAAGUCAGUGGAUUUAAAGGCAUGGGAAGGUAUUUUAAACAGAUUGUUAAGUCUGCCAGGGCAAAUGGAACAGCAUCAGCAGUUACAGAAGAAAACAUGGAUGAUUUCUUGGGUUGUCUUAAUAUUUCUGUUAAUGAAAUUCCAGUUGGAGGUUUAGACAAGUGGUUCAAGCUGGAGCCGAGAUCGAGUUCUUCUCGUGUGCAGGGAGACUGUCACAUUAUCCUUAACCUCAUCACUACACAGAGGGACACAGCACUGUGCAAGAAGACAUCAUCAUCAAAUAUUCAGGAAAUGUUACUUAACCAGCUCCUGGAGCAUGAACACAAGGAGUAUGUGACUGGAUUUGAAAACUGGAAUGGAGAGCUGAGUAAACAUGCUUGCACAAUCCUUUCCCAUCAUGCCUCACAAAAUGGUCUUUUACCAUUACAGCAAGCUGUAAUUAAGUGGCAAGCCUACAGCAAGCACCAUCAAAUCCAGAGCUUGGAAUAUACUUUUCUUCUGGAACUGCUGAAAAACAUUGAAGAACAGUGGGACCAUGUGGGUUUAGAAGGAGAACAAGAGCAAAGUUUAACUGAAAGUUUUAAUCUCUUCACCGAAUAUUGCCUGUUACUCUUAAAAAAGCUGAGAGAAAAUUUCCCUGUCACAAGCAAUGCUGCGAUCAUUCGAUUAGAAUAUUUGCUACGAUGCCUCAGUCAAAUCUACAGCAUGGAGGCCUUCAAGAAAGUAUGCCCAUUUCAUAAUGAACUACAUGUUGAGACUGCAACUUUCCUCAAGAAAGGCACAUUAGAGUGGUAUGAAAAAACAUAUGGCAGCUUCAAACCAGAAUCGAAGAAUGAGUUGGAACAGUUAAGAGCCCUCGUCAAGCUAAGUGAUGCUGUACAGACUGAUAUACAGAGAAGUCAAAAUGUGUACAAUAAACUGUUUGCCAGCAUUGUAAAAGUGGACUUGUUCAGUGUCACCUACAGACAGUUGGAGAAACUGGUGGCUGACAAUGUAGUUGUCAUCAUGGAAGAACUGUGCCUGAGAUUAGAACAAGAAGGUAUCAAAAUGACACAAAACAUGGGGGAGACGCUCUUUGAAUUGUACCUUUCACUCAAAGAACUAAAGCAUUUCAGAGAAUUUCUUCCUCUAAAGGACAACAAAUCUUUGGCAUUAUCGGGAUUCCAUGAGUGGUUCAAGACAUCAAUCCACAGGUGGUUGCAGAUAGUGCAUGAAAAAACCUGUGAAAGAAUACAGAAAGCUGUUGAAAUGGACAAGCUUGAGUAUGUUGAUGCACUCUCAAAACACAGUAGCUCUGCAGUGGAUGUGACAACCUGCGUCUCUCAUAUCAAAGACUUCUGGAUUCAGCUGGCCUGGCCUGACCCUGAAGGAGCAUUCAUUUUUGUAACGCAGCUUACUGAUGAUGUCUGCAAUGCAGCUGUAAGAUACUCCGACAUAAUUAAACGUAAAGUUGACAGAAGUUAUCAGACUAAUGGACAAAUUAAUAUAACACACCAGAUGUGUAUUGUCUUGAAUAACAUUGAACACGUCCGUAAGUUCAUUGGAAACCUACCCAAGGAGCUAGACUGGAAAUCUUUGGAGACUGCUGUGGAACAGUCAUGUGGAGCGGAGAGCAAGCAACAGAUUCAGAAAGCACUCAGCAAUCAACAGCAGAAUAUGGAACAUGAGAUGCAAAGGGAAGUGAGAAACAUGACCUUACUCUUAACUGAAAAGAUGAUUGGAGACAUCAACAAAUAUAUUCAGCACAUUAGUCUGUCUCCUGAUUCAAUUCAGAACGAUGAUGCCGUUUCUCCUUUGAUGAAAUUCCUUGAUGAUAAGCUCAUCAUCCUAAGUGAAUCAUUAGUAAAGGAAAACCUCAGCAGGGUACUCAAAGCUCUCUGGCAACUUCUUCUGAAACUAAUUCUGGAUGCUGUAGCUGCAAACAGAGGCGUAUCUGCUGAGUUCUAUGGACGAUUUUACUAUACUCUUGAAGCUCUUGUCGAAUUCUUCCAUGCUGAAGGUCAAGGACUAGCACUUGAUGUACUAAAGAGUGGCGAUUAUAAAAUACUGGAAGAAGAACUGCGACUAAAUAAAUGUGGAACCUAUGAAUUGAUUGAGCAAUAUUACUUGGACAAGCUAAAACAGCAGAGGUCAAUAGAGCAGAGCAAAUAUGGAAGAAUAAGUGUGAAGUGCUACUAUGAAACAUCAGAACAGAAACUCUAUGUGGAGGUGUUACACGCUGCGGAUCUUAUAGCACUGGAUACUAAUGGCUUGAGUGACCCAUUUGUCAUUGUUGAACUUUGCCCACAUCAUAUCUUUCCACUGGCAAGGAGCCAAAGGACUCAGGUUAAAAACAAGACGUUACAUCCAGUAUAUGAUGAGCUGUUUUAUUUCUCAGUGGCACCUGAACAAUGCAGAAAGAAAUCAGCCUGCAUUUUGUUUACAGUUAUGGACCACGACUGGCUUUCUACAAACGACUUUGCUGGAGAAGCCAUCAUACCUCUGCAUGAUAUCCAUGGCCUGAACAAACCAACUGUCUUGGGAGGAGUGAAGAAUGUUCAGCCAAUGGUUCUAAGACUGACAAGACCAAAGCUCAGUGCAAAACCUAUACAGAAAAUGCUAGAAGGGCGAACAACAGACAAAGAUGCACAAGACUUUGUCAAAAGGCUGAAAGAAAUGGAAAAGUCUAUGGGAGAUGAUAUCUAAUCUCAACAUGUAACCAUAAAAACUAUGUAAUCUGCAAACGUUGUAAGAACUGAAAAUCUAUUUAUAAUGCUUUGUUUGUGGGACUGUCAUCCCCACAUUAUUUUGGCUGUUACGCAAAGUUGAGACGAUAUUUUGUGCUUAUAAAUGCUUUAUACAUUUCUUUUUCGAUUAAAUAAGAACAUCUGCAUUGCAUCAUGCUAACAGCACUCUUUACACGCAAGAAGCAGGCUUGGUACAAAUAAAAAAUGGGCAUGCCCGUAUGGUGCAGUGUUAAAAAAGGUUAAACACUGAAUUUAGUUUUGUGCUUUGAAUUCAAAAUGUUCAGUGUUACUUAACAUGCUAUUAUGACCAAAAAGCCCAAGAGUAUUAGCCUGUGAUGAUCUCCCUGGAUAACAGCUCAGACUGAGGGAAUGUCACUGCCUCCUGCUGAGAACAUCUGGGCAUCAAGAUGUUCUGAACCUUGUCCUGUAUUCUGGCAUUUCAUUGUACUGUUCUGCAAUGUAUGCACUUUGCACCUUAUCCAUGCCAAGGGAAUGCCAGUAAACAAAAUACUGCACCUCUUGUAUCAACUUUGCAAUUUUUGUGCAUUUUAAGCAGCUAAAUUUCCCCAGUGGGUAUAGCCCCUUUUACAAAUUUACACAUUAUACUUAAUAUGAAAAUGUUAUUGCAAACUGCAAUAUAUUAAGGAUAUUUUUUAUUUUUUAAUUAUGGGUACAGUGGACUAUGUCUGUAGCCAUUGGUUAUGAACUUUAUGCCAACAUUUGAAAUACAUAUUUUAAAAGUUGUUUGCUCAAAAAAUUUGCUCUGAAUAAAACUUAACUGUUUUUAUGUAUUUUUAAUGUUUUAUUAUAAGUUUUCUUAAUACUUGUUUUAGAUUUCUACUUAAUGUGCAUACAUGUGUAAUAUCUAUGCUUAGCAGACGUGUUAUACUUAAACAGCUGUAUAUCUUGUUUGGUACAUGUAUGAACUUUUUUAUGACACUGGUUGGCAAAGUGAACAUGAAAACUCUGAUUUAUUGUAACACUGUUAAACAGCAGACAACUACAGAUACAGAGACUGAAUAAAGCUAUCAGUGGUAGCAGUUCUGAAUCCUUA
Molecule: messenger RNA, 4988 nt
Organism: Protopterus annectens (West African lungfish)
Lineage: Eukaryota; Metazoa; Chordata; Ceratodontiformes; Protopteridae
Gene: BAIAP3
Product: BAI1 associated protein 3
Exons: 34
Coding region: 354-3893 (1179 amino acids)
Source: RefSeq, a predicted model, not a curated record